Spinacia oleracea (spinach) is the source of this 1866-nucleotide messenger RNA. Its product is annotated as protein FAR1-RELATED SEQUENCE 5-like. Gene Ontology annotation, molecular function: zinc ion binding. The transcript is spliced from 5 exons. Bases 1 to 1866 code for a protein of 621 amino acids. NCBI's taxonomy places the organism in Eukaryota, Viridiplantae, Streptophyta, Magnoliopsida, Caryophyllales, Amaranthaceae. The record is from RefSeq and is a predicted model, not a curated record.
AUGGUUAACUAUAGAAGUAUUGAUCAAGGAACGUUUGAGAGAGUGAUCAUCAAUGAUAAUGCGAGAAUUAGCAUAAAUAGGAACUUCAGUGCACAGGUUCUUGAGCGUGUUGGUGAAGAUGGGACGUUGUUGAAUGCUUUCUGGUCUGAUGCCCGGAGCAGAGAUUCCUAUAAAUACUUUGGAGAUGUAAUAACAUUCGACACAACCUUCUCUCUGAACAGGUUCCGUAUGCCCUUUGCACCCUUUAUCGGUAUCAACCACCACGGAUCAUCGAUAAUAUUUGGGGCUGCAUUAAUCACGCACGAAGACACAGAAACUUUUGUAUGGGUGUUUGAGCAAUUUCUGAAGUGCAUGGGUACGAAACCAAAAGGAAUUUGUACAGAUCAGUGUAGGGCGAUUGGUAGAGUAGUGGAGGUUGUGUUCCCCAGUGUCCCGCACAUAUUUUGUUUAUGGCAUCUCCUCCAGAAUGCCAUGAAGAACCUGGGAACCAAUGCCAAUUGGAAAGAUAUUGACCGUUUAAUACAUACAACUGUCCAUGAUAUGAUGGAUCAGGAAGAAUUUUAUGAAGCUUGGUGUAUAAUAAUGGAUAAAUAUGGUCUAAGGGAAGCAGGUUGGAUGAAGGAGCAAUAUGAAACAAGGAGUCAAUGGGCGCCCGCGUAUUGUAGAGGCACUUUUUGGGCUGGGAUGUCUUCCACGCAGAGGAGUGAAGGUUUGAAUAGGUUUUUUAAAACUCAAGUUAAUUUACAAUGUGGAUUGCUUACAUUUGUGAAACGGUACGAGCAAGCUUUGAAAAUUAAAGCCGCGGAGGAAGCAGAUAAUAAUUUAAAAACAAGGGAAAAACCUCUGAAGUUUAACAAGACAAUACUAGCGGAGUACGUUUUCCAGAAGUCGUACACAAAUGCAAUGUUUGCGAAGGUGAAGAAAGAGUGUGAAGGUUUGCUUCACACAAAUUUUACGAAGAAAGACUAUGCACUGGGGUCAGCAGUAUUCUACGUAGCUGUUGAAAGGUUCCCCACUGUAAUUCGGCGGAAAAAAGUCAGGACCUUCGACGUGACAUGUGAUAAGGUUAAUGGUGAAUUUUCUUGCUCGUGCAAAUUGUUUGAGUUUAGAGGUAUAUUAUGCAGACACAUAAUCUGUGCCAUGUCCAUUGAAGACGUUGAAUUUAUCCCAGAAAAGUACAUCCUACAGCGCUGGAAGAAAGACGCGAGGUCGUAUGAGAACAUAAAGGUGUCCUACUAUGAUCCAGAAGAAUCCGCAGUGGAGAUGAAGGCCACGGAUAAAAUUAGGCUGACUCUGGAGGAUUUAGUUGGAAUACGGAAGACUGGGGAGCUUGGGGAUGAAUCAAAACCGUGGUGGGAUCUCGCAUCACGUAGUGUAUUUGGGCGUCGUAGAUUACGUCCAAGGGAGAACAAUGAAAGAGAACUUGUACGAAAUGCACAACCUGCUGAAGAAGAUGAAGGAUGCAUAAAAACCCCUAUGGAUAAGCGACGAACGGGCAGGGGGAAGACUAGACGAACAACGGUCUUAUGUGAUAAGCGUAGGAAGGUGCCAGAUGCGGCUGUUGCCGAGGAAAUAGCUACAAAGGAGCGUCGGGUCUUUCGGAAGGUGUCAAGGACUGUACAUCAUCCGUUCACGAGGUUCUUGAUAUGCCAAAAUUACAAGCAGCCUAAUGGUUGUUCCUUUUUUGAGUGGAUUGAUAAUCCACACCCUAUUGAGCUAAGUAUUGAAAUGGUGAACGUGAUUAAGAGGAACAAAGAUCUGGAGGAAGAUGCAUCUGACCAGAAGAAGAAGAUAUUGGUACAGAGCUGUGUAAUUUUAUUUAUACUUGCUACUUUGAUUUUGGUUAUUUUGUGUAAGUGUAAGUGA